AUGUCCAACCUUCGCUUCGACAAGGCAGACAACGAGCAGGGCGAGAUCGCGGCCAUCUCCGACCGUGGGGCCCUGGCGACGCUGGCUUCUCUGCUCGGGGUGGAGGAGGCCGUCCUUGAGAAGAUGCUGACUCAGAGGGUGGUGCAAACGAGGGGGGAGGUUUUCGUGAAGCAGCUGGAGGAAAACGACGCCAAGCUCACCCGCGACGCCAUAGUCAAGUCGCUCUAUGAGGCCUUGUUCCUGUGGAUCGUGCAGCUGAUCAACACGUCUUUGGGCAAGGGCGAGGAGAGCCUGCCGUUCAUCGGAGUCCUCGACAUUUUCGGUUUUGAGAACUUCGACACGAAGAACGAGUUCGAGCAGCUGCUCAUCAACUUCACCAACGAGAGCCUCCAGGACACCUUCAACAAGCAGGUGUUCAACAACGAGCUCAAGCUGUACGAGGAGGAAGGGAUCGACGUCGUGGUCUCCAGCUGCCCCGACAACACCGCUUGCCUCCUCAUGCUGUCGGAUAGGCCUAAGGGCAUCAUCCCCAGUUUGGACAACGUGUGCGCGGAGCCCAAUGCCAGCGACGCUCGCUACCUGGAAGGGCUGCACAAGACCUACGCUCGUCACAUGGACUUCCCUCGCACGCAGCCCAAAGACAUGCGUGAUUGCUUCUGGGUGAAGCACUACGCCGGCAAGGUGAAGUACACGAUCGGAGGCUGGGUGGAGCGAAAUAUGGACAGCAUCCCGCAGUCCUUCAACGACACCCUGGCGACUAGUACCCUUAAGGUGGUCCAAGAGGCGGUGGCCUCGUAUGGCCAGGUGUCUCCUGCCCCGGCGAGCAGUGGUCGCCGAGGCUCGAGCCUUAAGAAGCCGACUGUGGCCAAGAGCUUCUUGGCGUCCAUGCAGAACCUGAACGAUACUCUGCUCGGAACGACGUGCAACUUCGCGCGGUGCAUCAAGCCCAACGCCGCCAUGGAGUGUGGCGUCUACGAUAACAAGUAUGUCGUGGAGCAGCUUCAGUGCCUGGGCAUCCUGCAGACGUGCGAAGUGCUCAAGGUCGGCAUGCCCACCCGCGUCACCUACACCGAUCUUAAAGAGGUUCUGGGAAGCAACGCGGCGGAGGCGGAGAAGCUCUUCGCUGGAGAGCCGGAAACAUCUCUCAUCGCAUCCAUCCUCUGGGCGUUUGAGGUCCCGUCAGAGGCGUUCCGGCUGGGCAAGACCCGCGUCUUCUUCCGCGCCGGUCAGAUCUCCACCCUUCAGAAGAUCCUCAACGAAACGCCCGCCGAAAAGUCGCCCUGGAUCUUCGAGAGGCUGCAGGAGGCUCUGGCCAACAGGCAGAAGGCCAAGGCUUCUUCAGGGGAAGCCAAGGCGGCUCUCGAAAAGGUCGAGAAAUUCAUGGCGGAGGCCAGAGCCGCUACUAGGGGCAUGCUGGAGCCCGACUCGGACGACGAAGACGGCCCGAACGUUUCGCGACGGCCGAGCAUGAUCCGGGCUCCUGCCGCCGUCAGCGAGGAGGACCUGGCCCCCCUCGUGUUGGCGGCGAAGAAGGCUCGCGCGGCCGGCAGCACCGCCCCUCAGGUGUGGAAAGGAGAUGUGCCACCGCAGGUGCGACAACUCCUGGGUGCGGUAGACGAAGACAAGAUUGGCACUUACGCCAUCGGGGCAAAGGACCGUGUUGUUGCCGCCUCCGAGACGACGCUUGCGGACAUCGACGACGCCUCCACCAAGGCCUCCGAGUUGGAAGUGGACAUCAAGACGAUUAAGGGAGGCGACGAAGCGACCGCGCUGCGCAGGCUCGAGGACGGCCUCAACAGGCUCAAGGCCUCCUUCAAGGAGGUGAAGGCGCUGGCCCAGGGCGCCCAGGAGGCCGCCGACAAGUGCCAAGUGCAGAAGACGGAGGAGAUGGCUUCGGCCGCCACCACAAAGGCCGCGGUGUUCGACGGACAGGCGCGCGUGGUGUUGAUCGGGGCCAAGACAGCGGCGCAGGCCUCCCAGUUACAGAAGCAGUCGUUGGAGAAGGCGAAGGCCAUGGUGGGGAGCGUGGCGGCCGCGGGGGAGAAGGCGGCGGCUUCAUUCAGCGCGUUCAAGGUGCUGGUGAAGGCGGCGAACGACGAGGAAGAGGAGGCAAAGGAGGCCAAGAUGGCGGAGGAAGAGAAGGCGAAGGCCAGGGAGAAGGAAGCGGCCGCUGCCGCCGCCGCUGCCGCCGCUGCCUCCGUAGAGAAACAAAAGGAGGUCGCCGCUGCCGCCGCUGCUGCGGCAGAGACAGAAAAACAACGGGCCGCCGCCGCCGCCGCUGCCAGCGCUUCGGAGAAACUGUCGGUCAUGGACAUCACGGACAAAGACGGCGACGAGGAACAGGAUGGUCACGACGACCUCGUAUCAAAGGCCCCGCAGACCCGCGGCUUGUCGCGCAGGCGCACGGCGUCGGUUAAGGAUCUCCUCGGCUCGCAGAUGAUCAGGACCCCGGAACCCAGCCCCCCUCCCAAGCAGAGCUCGGAGAACGAUGCCACCUCUUCGAAGAUGGUUUCGACGAGGCUUGGACCCAAGUCUGCGACUGGCCGGAACCACUUCGAGACCGUGUUCCAAGAAGCAAUGGAAGGGGGCAUGAUGGAGGGCCACCUGAUGAAGCAGAAGAGGUUCACCGCACGAUGGCAGACGUACUACUUCAAGCUCGAGGACGGUUUCUUGACACACUACGACAAGAAGUCCCUCGUCGGGACACGCAAGCGCAAGGUGCCUAGGUCCUUGCUGUAG
Molecule: messenger RNA, 2739 nt
Organism: Ectocarpus sp. CCAP 1310/34
Lineage: Eukaryota; Phaeophyceae; Ectocarpales; Ectocarpaceae
Source: the annotation of a GenBank genome assembly